Aplysia californica (California sea hare) is the source of this 3833-nucleotide messenger RNA. RefSeq lists its product as uncharacterized. The transcript is spliced from 12 exons. Bases 146 to 1732 code for a protein of 528 amino acids. NCBI's taxonomy places the organism in Eukaryota, Metazoa, Mollusca, Gastropoda, Aplysiida, Aplysiidae. The record is from RefSeq and is a predicted model, not a curated record.
GUAGAAACGUUAGAAAGUUUCAAGAUGGCGACUGCAUGCAGGAGGUUUUCAUCUUGAAACAGUGGCCCGCGCCCAGAAAAACGAGAGAUCAACCAACUCUACACUGCGCCCACUUUUGCUGGGUGGGUUAAUUUCUUUCUAAAGGAUGGCAUUCAAGUUCAUUUUGAGUCAUCAUAUCAAGACGAUUCUUAAUGAUGCAGAGGAUAAGCAAAAGAAAGACAUAAAAGAUUUUGCAGGUGGACAUCUGAAUGAGUCUGUUCUUUUGAAAGCUCCAAUAGUUUUGAAUCGCAAACCAUGGGCAAGUGCACAUGCAAAAGACGUAAGUCUGAAAGCUGCCUCAAAGCCACAGCAUAAGCCUCGAGUCAAGUCGGAGAAGGGAACUCCAAAAGAAGUAUUGUUUGACUUCAGCUUAGGAACUGCUGGUGUGAUCCCUCCUGUCAAGUCAAAAGUCCCCAAGACCCCAGAAGUGAGAUACAGAUUAGUUCCUCCAGAUGAAAAGGAAGGAGAAGACUCCGAAGAUGUGCCCUCCUUCACACCCAAAUCUCUGUACUCACAACUUGAAGAUGGUGUUCUCAUUGAAGAACUGCCUCCUCAAGAGUUGAUGAUGCCUGUGUCAAGAGGAAGGAGGAGGCCACUGGCAGCUGAGAGCGGAGAAGACAAGUUACCCUUUGUUGGGGACAGCAUGUUUACAUCGCAGACUUCAUUUCUGUCCAGGCGAUCAGACAUGAUAUCUCCCCUUCCUUUCAACUACUCCCUGGUUCCCAUGCACAGUAAAGGUCUCACAAGGAAAGACCAGUAUCGCAGGAUGAAAGGUUUUGAUGCGACGGUGCUGAAGAGGAAAGAACUUACAGAGCAGAAAAUUUUGUCUGGUGAGAAGGCUGCGAGGCAUCAUGAGUUCAAGCUUGAGCAGGAUCUGGAAGAUCUAAAUUUAAAUGGUAUUGGACCAAACUUCCACCGUCUUCAAGUCUUUAGCAAUGUCCUGGAAGAUGUCAUAGAUGAGUCUCCAACUUUCAAUUACAUUCUGCGUUGUGUCAAGACUGAGUAUGACAACUACAUAGCAAAGCUGCUUGACGGACAGACGUCUCAGCAGCACUUGCUCCGAGACCAGGUGGAUCAGAUGGCUUCCAGAGGCACGUCAAGGCCAGAUGAUAUGGCGGCCGCGAUGGAGAAACUGCACUCUUUGGAGGAAGAGGCGAGGCAGAUGCUGGACAUGAAUCAGAAGCUGCGGGAUGAUGUGCAUGCUGAGAAUGAGCUCUUGACCAAGACUCCGGAGAAUCCAGCCAACAGAAUACCAUCUUUCAAAGCCAGGAAAACACCACCUGCAGGAGGCUACUCUCGAAAAGAACAGCCAGUUGAGUUGUCCUUGGAGUUAGAAAACAUGAAGGCUUUGAUUCUGGAAAAGAUGGAUGAGCUGACGGCCAUGAGGGUUCAGCUGAGGGAUGAGUUUGUUCCCAUGACGGUCUGCACCCACUUGGAACAAUGUAUUAAAGAAACAGAGGUGGAGGUACAGAAAUUGCUGAAACAAAAUGAGUACUUUGAGAGAAGCAUUGCUGAAAUGGAUGCUGAUCUGAAAGAAGCUAUCAUAGAGGCAGACACCAGUGAAAAGGAUGCAAGGAGAAUAUGGUACAAAGUGAACUCUACCAAAGGUAUGCCAGGACAGAGGCAAGGAACCGGCACCGAGAGUGAUGAGGAUGAUGAUGACGAGAGUAAAUGGAACUGGUACAUCUCUUAGACACUGCAAAGUAAAAAAAAGGGGAAUUUGUGCAUUUCUUUGACUCUGUGGAUUAAAGAAAGGUGAAUUUGUACAAUGACUCUACAUAUUAAAGAAAGGGGAAUUGGGAUGUUUUUUAGACUCUGUGGAGGCAAGAGAAUGGAACUGGAACAAGUAUCUCUUCAUCAUCAUCCGGUGCCUUGCCGACUUGCGUGGGCGAUCAUGGACCUCUUAGACUCCUUCAAAUGCAUGAAAGCGGGAUUGGUAGAUUUCUUAACACUUUGCCAUCACAUCUUGGCGAUCGUCAAUGUUUACCACCCAGUUUCUUUGGAUUUUCCCCAAAAUGCCUUUGCCUUUGAUGGCAAGUGAUGGUGUUAAACUCUAUUGACAAAAGUAGACAUUUUACUUCUCCCAUCGAAUGGGAUGUUUGUUCUCAUACUUUUUCUACUGGAGCUGCUAGAGGGUUAACUUAGUCAGCCCACAGGGCCGCUCACUGCGGCUUACUGUCUCCUGUGUUUGCCUUACUUCAGAUCAUUUUCCUCUCUUCUUUUGUCCUUACCACUUGCUUUUCAACUCUUUUUUCUGGUGUCAUUAAAUAGUAUCUUUUAUGCUGAACAUUUCUAUAUGCCUCACACAGGGUUUUAUAACAUUUUGAUAUUUCUUUAUUAACUAUUUGUGAAACCACUCGUGAGGUCACACGAAGCGGUCACAAAUAUUUGUGUCUGGAGUCAAAAUUAUCUGUGGGCAGAAUCAGUUAAAGGAAACUGGCUAGAUUUCUAGGAUUUGCUGCCAGUCUGCCACAACAAAACUUGAUUAGCACAAAAUCAAUUUUUUUUAGAAUGUUUUUGGGGGCAACGUUAAAUUUUCCUUUAGAGAUAGCAGCAUAGAUCUUUGGGUAAUAAGUUCCGUACUAAAGAUCAGAACAGUUGAUAUUUUGUGUUCUUUACUUUGAAAAUAAUUAUGGUAAUAUUUGUGUUGUUUACACUGCUCUUGAAGUAAAUCCUUUUGACCAAAGCUGUGAUGGACUGCUGGUUUCAAUGUAUACACUUUGACUAGUACUGCUGCUAGUUCAUAGGCCUACGUAUUAGCUUUGGAUCAAUAUUGUUCGGGAGGUCAUAUUACAUAAAUUUCAAAGUCUAUUCAAACCAGGGGUUCCAUUUGAUAAAAGUACGGGUGAGCAUUAGGUAUUAUAUUUUUGGUAAGAUACUUGUGAAGGCUUUAAUUGUAGAAUAAGUGUUAUUUUUGUUUGAUGAUUUUAACGUUCUACAAGAUACACUUGUAUAAUUUUUAUGGUAGAACUACCCAGUUAUUCUGCCCUAAGCUGACAAAAUGUCUUUUUAAAAUGAAUUCACUGUAGUUUUGAGAUAAAGAGGCUUUUUGUCUGCACGGCCAUUUAAAAAGUCGCUCUUCCAGAAUUCUAAUUCAAUCAAUAACUUGUCACAGUUUUACUUUGAUUUUUUUCCACACAAGCAGAGAAACUGAUCAGGCUUUUGAUUUUGCAAAUAAGAAUAUUAUUAUUGCGACAAAAAUGAAAAAAAGGGGCAUUUUGUCAGCUUUUGGCUGUAUUGGUUAGAGUAAUGAAGGAAGAAAUAUGGGAUGAAGACAGAUAAUAUGCAAUAGUAAAUUUGCGUAUCUGAGCAAAGAUGUUCUUGUAUGCGCUUUUCCUCAUUAUAGAGAUUUCAAUUCCUAUAUUUGUGUUUUAGUUCCUGUCAGUUUCGCUUAAAACUUUGAAAGGGGAAUAUGAUGCAAAGAUUUACCAAGAAUCAACUAGUUUUUGUGAAUCUGUUGGAAUUUUUUUGUGAACGUGUUUAUUGUUAAUGUUGAAGGCUUUUGUAAAUGAGUUCUUCACCUUGUUGAUAAGAUGUAAUACUAAUUAAUGUUGACAUUGUCUUAAAGUGGAUGAUCAUGUUUUUGUGAAACUGCUGAUUACCGUUGAUUCAUGACAAGAUUACUUAGGUACUGUUGUGUUUGAAUGAGAUGGGUAUUUUUAAAAUGAAUGUGUCACGCAAAUGUGUUUGUGUGAGUGUGUGACUCUUCGUGUGCGUGAGCACACUCUUGUAGUGUUGUGUUAGGGCUAUGUGUUUAGCUUUUGCCUUAAUAAAGAGAAUAAUUUACUGUGAAA